This is a messenger RNA of Brassica napus (rape), 807 nucleotides long. RefSeq names its product S-protein homolog 9-like. The coding region runs from base 64 to 543 and encodes 159 amino acids. The record is from RefSeq and is a predicted model, not a curated record. The transcript has a single exon. NCBI's taxonomy places the organism in Eukaryota, Viridiplantae, Streptophyta, Magnoliopsida, Brassicales, Brassicaceae.
UACUAUAAAUACCAGACAAUUUAAUAACUACAAAUAUAUUAUUACCUUAAACGUGGGCCGCCCAUGGUCUCUAUAAAUUGGCACAUUUUAUCUUUCUAUUGCAUAUAUAUUACCUCCAAAAAAGAAAAAAAAAUACACGGAAACAUGAGUCGUCUCUGGUGCUUUUUGCUUAUCAUUACAUUGUGCGUGGGGUUGAAUAAUGCGGGAGUGUUGGAGAAAAACUCCGUACACUUCAAAAAUUCUCUUGGUCCAAACAAUAUUCUCAGGGUCGAUUGUUCAUCAAAAGAUGACUUUCUAGGCGUCCACGAUUUGAAGCCUGGACAAACCUUUGAUUUUAGUUUUAAUGACAGUAUAUUAAAAACCAAAUUCGAUUGUACCUUAGCGCAGGGACAGGGUUUCAUUCAUCAGGCAAGCUUUAGAGCAUAUGAAGGUGGUGGUUUCAUAGUUCAUUAUGGUAAGGAGAAUUUUUGGGAUGCUAGAGAAGAUGGAAUUUACUUUACACAUGGUAAAGAAACGUCCAAGUUAGAGUAUAAGUGGUCAUAAAAUGUCACUGUAAUCCUCAAAUGAAGUGGAAUUUAGAGUUUUUGUUUUGUUUUAUUUUAACGGCAAUUUCUCAUCUCUUGUUCUUGUAAGAACAACGUAUCGAAUAAAAUUUAUAUUGCAAUCGCAUCUGUGACUUUUGGUGGAUAUGAAAAAUUGUGUUUGUUAAGAACAAAUACAAUACUAAGAACUUCAAUAUAUAUACAUAUAUAACCUACUAGUUCUAUAUAAUUUGUAGUAUUUUUUUUGAUUAACAUGAGCUUAACU